AAGAUAACAGGGAUAUUUUGAUUAUUUAGAAAAGGCAGCAUAAAAAGAAAAGUACAAUUAGGAAGAAAAACAAGAAAGAAAUCGAAUAAAAAAAUGUCCCUGCCAGCACGAGGCCGUAUGAAAAUGAAAGAAUCCACAACUCAGCAAGUUACAGGCUGUCAACAACAAGAAACCAAACCACUCUAUCCUUUCUUCACUCUGUCAAUUCCCCGACUUAAUUACUUACUUUAUAACUUAUUUUAACUUGCUUUCUCUCUUUCAAUUGAUUUCUGAAUUCUGAAUAUGGAUCCCUGCCCCUUCGUGCGGAUCCUCGUCGGUAACCUCGCCAUCAAAUCACCGGCGUCAUCCAAACCUUCUUUCUCCGGCAAAGUUCACCCUUCCACUUCCCCCUGCUUCUGCGAGAUUAAACUCAAUGAUUCCUCCCCUCGAUCUCACUCACUCCCUCUCAUUGCAGACUCCGACGCGCACCCGCACCCAAACUCUCUUUCUCUUGCCGCCUCCUUCGAUUUCCCCAAAGCUCAAAUCCCCAAAAACCCAAUCAUCACUAUCUCCGUCUACAAAUCCCCAACAACCCCCUCCUGCAUCUUCACCUCCGCCAAACUCCUCGGCAAGGUCACGCUGCCUCUCGAUCUCACCAUGGCGGACUCGCGACCCUGCAUGUUCCAAAACGGAUGGCUUCCUCUCGGCCGCAAAACACACAACACUCAGUUGUUGCACUUAACACUCCGGGCCGAACCGGACCCGAGGUUCGUUUUCCGCUUCGACGGUGAACCGGAGUGCAGCCCGCAGGUUUUUCAAGUCAAAGGAGAUGUUAAGCAGCCGGUUUUCACUUGCAAGUUCAGUUUCAGAGAUAGAAACCCGGUUCAGUUCCCCUCCUCGACCACCGCGAACGAGCGGAAAGGAUGGUCCAUCACGGUGCACGAUUUAUCGGGUUCUCCGGUUGCGGCGGCGUCUAUGGCCACUCCGUUCGUUCCCUCACCCGGUUCACAGCGGGUCAGCAAGUCCAACCCGGGAGCCUGGCUCAUCAUCCGACCCGACGGUGAUGGCACUUGGAAGCCUUGGGGCCGCCUCGAGGCGUGGCGUGAACCCAACAACUCCAACGCCGUCGGGUACCGAUUUGUAGUUCUUCCGGACACCGCCGACCCGGUGACGCUAGCCGGGUGCACCAUCAGCUCCCAGCAUGGCGGGAAACUCACCAUCGAUGUUACCUCCGGCGUGACCCCGGUGAACACCCCGCACGGAAGCUGGGAUCUCGGGUCAGGGUCAGAUUUCGGGUUCGAACCGCAAUUCCAGUACAAGGGGUUUGUGAUGUCGGCAAAGGUGGACGGGGAGAGGAAGAGUAGCAGGCCGGAGGUGGAGGUUGGGGUGAAGCACGUGACUUGCACGGAGGAUGCUGCAGCUUUCGUGGCACUUGCGGCAGCCAUGGAUUUGAGCAUGGAUGCUUGCAAACUAUUCUCUCAGAAGCUCCGAAAGGAGUUGAGGCAGUAGAUUCGGGUUUCGAGGCCAAUUCACUUGUCGUUUUGCGUCGGCUAUUGCUAAACGUAAACUUGAGAAGCAUUGGAUGCUGAUUUUUUUAAUAUUUUUUUUGAGUAACACAAUGUACAGUUGGGCAAUUGUUUGGCAGGAUCAGUGAGUGUUUGAACAUUUUUUAACAGAUUAAACAUAAAGUUUUGAUUCCUAUUUUGCUUA
Molecule: messenger RNA, 1689 nt
Organism: Lotus japonicus
Lineage: Eukaryota; Viridiplantae; Streptophyta; Magnoliopsida; Fabales; Fabaceae
Exons: 1
Coding region: 283-1488 (401 amino acids)
Source: RefSeq, a predicted model, not a curated record